GGUGCAUGCAAUUUUCAAAGCAAACAAAUUCAUCUCAAACUAGCCAAACGCUCUGCUUAUGGUCUAACUUCGAUUUUAUAAAAAUUGACACACAUAAAUAAAUAAAAAUGGUAAUUAAAGUAAUAAAUGUAAUUAAAUAAAAAUAAAUAGUAAAAACUAAUAAAGUUAUUCACAUGGAUGGGGAAUUUUGAAGGCAUACUUUGUUAUGUGUUAAACGAUGGUGUAUUAUGUUCGGUAUAAUAUUAGUUGUGUCGGUUUUAUUUCCAAAUACUCUUCUGAUUGGAGCAGUACCUAAUACGGAUGAAAAUAGAGCUAAUGUUUAUUUUACUGAGCAGCAAAAUAAAAACAACAAUGUUGGAGCGGAACAACGAGCGCAUGUAAUCCCUAACAACGAGUCUAAGUUAGCAAAACGAGGCUCUAUAACUGAAGGGAAACAGACUACCCUUCCAAGAUCACAAAGAUUUUUAGAUGAAAACGAUGACGAUAAUACACUACCCCAGCAAACUUUACACGACGCGAGCAAUAAACAAAAACGUUGGGUAGACGUCGAUGAAGAUGACACCGACACAAAAAACGGCAAUCGUGAAAAGACGCCGUCAGAGCCAAGCGAUAUGGCUAGUCUGACGAGUCUUGUAGGAGAUCUUGAUAAAGGUUUAUCUAGUAGGUUUAAAACAAUAAAUGACAUCACUAACUUACAGGCUGCUGAAACCCAGCAACCAAGCAUCGAACCAGGACCUAUGAUAAACGGGGGGAUCAAUAUCGAUCCGAACCAUUUACUACAGGAUCCAGAACCUCCUGGUAUGGUUCAAGGUUCCCCAAGAAUGCUUUCGUUACCUACAAAUGAACAAGUUAUUGGAGAGCCCAUCCCAAUAGGGGGCAAUAAUUUUCAAGGCAACAGAUUAGGGCAUGAACUAAUGGAAGAGUUAAGUCAUGGAGUAGGAGAACAAUUUAGAAAUGGAGAGUUAGGUAUACCAAUAGAAGCAUUUCAAGGUGGACUUCAAGGACUUCAGGGAGGAGUACCUUACCAACACCUCCCGCCUCCUCGAGCGUUAUAUCAUGGGGAUAAUGUUCAUGUGAGCUCUUCUCCUCAUGUAUACCAUACUCGUGAUAGCCCUCCUGAGAUUGUGGUACCAGCAGGUAAUGUACUAUCUGGACCACCAGAACACAGAACAGAGGGACCAAUACAUAGAAUGGAGCCUGGUCCGAUCCUUCAAAAAGUCAUACCUGGAAAAAGUCUUUAUUUAAAACCAAUUCGAAUUAUCCAUCGUCGUCCGCAAAAUAUCUUCAGACAUUUACAUGUGUAUCACAGGCCAAGAAUUAUCGUCAUUAGAAGACAUCAUCGUCACCAUUUUGAGCCACCACCGUUAGUGUGUGAAGCAAAUGAAUGUAAAAAUGGUGGAACAUGCAAUAUCGUGGAUGAUAAAAUCAGAUGUAUUUGUGUUAAAGGAUUCAGAGGACAGCAUUGCGAAGAAAUUAGCAAGUGUCAUCCCGAUCCUUGUAAAAAUGGCGGAACAUGUACAGAAACAGAUCUUGGUUUUACUUGCACAUGCACUCAAAGUUAUGUUGGGGAGCGUUGUGAAGCACAAAGUUACUGCCAUCCCAAUCCUUGUCGAAAUGAUGGGUACUGCUACGAAAAGGGAGUAACAUUUGAAUGCUCUUGUGAACUUGGUUUUAAAGGUCCUACAUGUGCAAUCAAUUCAUUUUGUCACCCCAAUGAUCCUUGCUUAAAUGGUGGUGUCUGCAGUGAGGAUGACAACAGUUACAAGUGCUCCUGUGUACGCGGAUACUCUGGUGUGAACUGUGAAGUAAAACGGCAAACAUGUUUGACUACCUUGUGUCAAAAUGGUGGUACUUGUACAGAAGAUGGAGGUGCUAUUCAUUGUACGUGCCCAGAAGAAUAUAGAGGGAAGGUUUGUGAAGAGAAAAUAUUUCGUGCUUGUACAUCGUCAACAUGUCUGUUUGGUGGAUCAUGCAUCGAGGUGAACCAGUAUGAAUUCAAGUGUUUGUGUCCUCCUGGAAGAACAGGAAAAAGAUGUGCAGCCAUUAUGGAAGACCCAUGUGCACAUUGCAAUAAGCAUGCUGUAUGUGCUGAGGAUGGCUGUCAAUGCAGAGAAGGAUAUACUGGGAACGGAUUCUUUUGUGAAAGAGCAAAAAGUAACUGCCACCCAAAUCCUUGCGAAAACGGCGCAACAUGUAUCGACAGAUUUUAUUACUUGGACGAAGCUGCGCACGAACCAACACGAUACGAUGAAGCUUACGACAGCAUAUCUUCCAGCCACGUAAACACGCAUGGAAAGGAAUACUCCAGUGAUAGCUUUCCUUUUGAGCAUGUUCCCGUCGAUCUUUCGGCAGAUGAUAUGCAACCUAAUGAUCUCAGUCAAGAACAACACGAAAAGAUGAAGUUCUUUUUUAAGAGAAACAAUAUCCACCGUAGCGACGAAAAAGAAGAACGUGAGAGUUUAGAAAACAUUUUAGAACCGCUAAAAGAUACUAACACGCCCGUUGUUAAGGAUUCUAUAGCUAAAGGCUAUGCAUCAAAAGACCCUACUAGUGACAACAAAGAAUUUCAUAGACAGGAAUCGGAGCUAAACAAUAAUCAAAUAUCGAAGAGGGACAAAAUUAAUGCAGGUACUUGGCAAAAUAUGAAUCAUAAAUUAGAACUGCUUAUGGAUGAGAAUCCUAUGUUUAAAAGAGACGUUGAUUUUGACAAAAACGCCGACAACAACAAGAAGAAGCGUGAUUUAAAUGAUAAACUUGCCACGGCAUUUUUUAAACAAUUUAUUAAAAAACACAAAUCUAAUAAAUAUAGUAAAGAAGCUAACACAAAUAAGACAGUGGAUGCAGAUUAUGGCGAAUUAGCGUACAUAACAAGAAGAAGAAGAUCAGAUGAUGCAUUGCCGUCAGGUGUCAAUAAGAACGACCUGAACUUUUAUGGAUAUGCAUGUAUUUGUCCAACUGGAUUCAAAGGACAAAAAUGCGAACUUACUGAGCCAUGCAACCCAAACCCAUGCGCAAACAAUGGUGUUUGCACGGACAAUCAUGGGGUGCCUGUGUGUAAAUGUCAAUACCCGUAUGUUGGAGCAACUUGCAACGUCACUGAUGCUUGUAAACCCAACCCUUGCAAGAAUUUUGGCAAGUGUACCGAUAAUGAUGGUGUACCUGUUUGUACAUGUUUGCAGAGGUACGAGGGAGAUAAAUGUGAAGUGGACAAGUGCGAUCAAUGCCAUACUAAUGCUAACUGUUUUGACGGUGUGUGCAGAUGUAAACCAGGUUACGAGGGAGAUGGUAGAGCGAGUUGUGUAAAGAAAGAAGUAGAAAACACCGAUCCAUGUGUGCCUAAUCCAUGCAAAUAUGGGUCUUGUACUAGUGAUGGUGUUGGAAAUUUUAAAUGUACAUGCCAGGCCGGUUUCAUAGGACCCUUGUGUGAUCAAAGAGCACCAGUGGUAACGCCUGCACCGCCCAUCAUUACGCCAUCAAUCGUGGAAACAACAUCCACCACGACAACAACCACACCGAAACCUACUGAUAAAAAUAUGUGUCAUCCUAACCCGUGCAUGAAUGACGGUCAGUGUCUUCGUGUUGGCGAUACUUUCACGUGUGUUUGUACACCGCAAUUUAAAGGCAACUACUGCGAAGACGACAAAUGCAUGGAGUGUGACUUGCAAGCAAUUUGCACUGACGGCAAGUGUCGUUGUCGUCAUGGAUACCAUGGUGAUGGGUUCACUUGCACAAAAAAUGACGAAUGCGAUAAGCCAUGUCCUCAGCAUAGUACGUGUGAGCAGGGGGCGUGCGUCUGCCAAUCAGACUAUUACAUGACACAAGGACAUUGUCAACAUGUUCCUGAUCUACAUGCGACACCGCCUCCAGCACCUCCACCUCCUCCGCCCGUACACCACUCAUAUCCACAUCCUAGCGUUUCUUACCAUUUGCUACUUCAUAGUCCACCUGCUCCACCUCCCCCACUUCCCCCGCCACCUCCUCCUCCACCGCCCCCACCCCCUCCACCUCCUCCUCCACCGCCACCUCCUCCUCCCCCACCACCACCAUCAGGACCAGCGGCAUACUUAUAUUCGUACCCUCCGUCUUAUGUACAGCCAGAGCCAGAACCUGUUGCCUCUCAUGUUACCACGUAUGAAGCACAAUCCAUGAUGCCUGCCAGCGCAGCUAUACAAACUUCAUAUAAUCCUCCUAUGCAAACACAGUCAUCAGUCACUUCACAGACACAACCUUACGCUGAGCCUGCUGCAUCAACCACUCAGAAUUCUUACGGACGUUCUUCUCAUGUGCUGCCACUUAACAUUCAAAAGAAGCUCAAGGAGUUGCAGGCACUGGGUUUGCCUGAUAACGUAGCGAAGGCAUUGGUGCGAUCUUCUAUGCCUGCAGACCAGAAGAAGCUUAAUAAGAACGGUAACUUUGCUGAAGACAUCAUUAUAUCUGUGUACCAGAAUAUGGGAUGUUGGAAAGACUCAAAUAGGUGGUGGGAAGAUUACAGUCGUGCUAUACAAAGUGUCGAAGGGAAAUACCCGAAAGUGACUGGAGAUUACAGGCAGAGAAAAGAUCCUAUAGGAAAAUGUGCUGAUGUUGCAAAAGAGCUCGGUUACAAAGUAUUUGCGUUACAAAAUGGCGGACAAUGCUUUACUUCAUCGGAUGCCGGUAGAACGUUCAACAAAUAUGGUAAAUCUGAUCAGUGUAGAGAUGGUGUGGGAGGACCACUUGCUUCUGAUGUGUACUCGCUAUGAUAAAGAAGAAGAGUGGGAGAAGCCGUCAAAUAUUACGAUGGCUACCUCACAUGGGUCGAUAAUUUAGAGUGAUUGAGGCUCCUAUUGCUAGGUUAUGAACUCGGACAUUACGGAGAAUGUUUUGCUUGCAAAUUUCAACUUUUGGAAAAACUGCAUUUGCCACAACAAGGCAUCCCCGAAAUACUUUUAAGCAACAUAAAUAUUUUACCACAAAUAGUCAUUUCUUCUAUGUGUCAAUCUGCUGACCCCAGGGCUGGUUGAAGGUAGCUAGAUAUAAAUUUCAGUUCUUUGUGUUCGUUACAGAAGGGAAGAACGAAGGCUGAAUAAUGGAGUUUAUAACAUUUGUUCUUAUCAUAACAUUUAAUAAUUUGAUUUUUACUUUUUUCUUCACAGCCUAAAAUUGAAAAUCCUGAAACUGAAAAUAAUGUGGAGAUUUUAUUUUAAGUUAUUGAAUUGUGUACAUAAUUACAUGUCGAUACACAAUUAAGAAAAUAUUUUAUAAUUUUUAUACUAUUUUUUUCCCAAUUUUUAUUUAACUUUAUUGUAUAUGUUUGUUUGUGAAUAAAACCAUACACACUCUGUAA
Messenger RNA from Hydractinia symbiolongicarpus, 5323 nucleotides. RefSeq lists its product as uncharacterized. The record is from RefSeq and is a predicted model, not a curated record. Gene Ontology annotation, molecular function: calcium ion binding. The transcript is spliced from 20 exons. NCBI's taxonomy places the organism in Eukaryota, Metazoa, Cnidaria, Hydrozoa, Anthoathecata, Hydractiniidae. Gene Ontology annotation, biological process: heterophilic cell-cell adhesion; establishment or maintenance of epithelial cell apical/basal polarity. Bases 228 to 4739 code for a protein of 1503 amino acids. Gene Ontology annotation, cellular component: protein-containing complex; plasma membrane.